CACAUGACAGCUGCACAAAUCAUCCAGUUCAUUGUGGUCAUUUUCCACUCGGUGUACACGUUGACUUUGCACGAUUGCAAUUAUCCGAAACUGUUCAACUACAUGAUUCUCUCCUAUGCGCUCAUCUUCCUCGUCCUAUUCAGUAAUUUCUAUUCCCAGGCUUCCUUGGAGCCGGGUAUUUGUCGAGAAGAGCAAACACUAGAAGAUGUGUUAGAUCGGUUGGAAUGA
This is a messenger RNA of Echinostoma caproni, 228 nucleotides long. Lineage: Eukaryota; Metazoa; Platyhelminthes; Trematoda; Plagiorchiida; Echinostomatidae. The record is from the annotation of a GenBank genome assembly.